This is a messenger RNA of Phaethon lepturus (White-tailed tropicbird), 1386 nucleotides long. It is a transcript of the gene TMEM67, whose product is annotated as transmembrane protein 67. Gene Ontology annotation, biological process: cilium assembly. Gene Ontology annotation, cellular component: MKS complex; ciliary transition zone. The transcript has 13 exons. The record is from RefSeq and is a predicted model, not a curated record. The annotation marks the transcript as partial. NCBI's taxonomy places the organism in Eukaryota, Metazoa, Chordata, Aves, Phaethontiformes, Phaethontidae.
CUGUACUCCAAUCUAACAGCAUGCCAAGCUCUUGGAAAUAUGUGUGUAAUGAAUAUGAACUCAUUGAGUUCUUCAAGUACUGAUGCCUGUGGUUUAUUUCAUUAUAUUUAUGUCAACACAGCAAGGCUAGGCAUUGUUCAUUCAAUAGCCUUCUGGAGGCAUAAUCUUCCAUGGCUAUAUUACGGUGAUCAACCAGGAUUAGCAUCCCAAGUGCUUGAGGCAAAUCAUGUCCCUACAAUCUUCAGUUUUAAAGGAACAGAUAAGGAUGUAAAGCUGCAAUUUAUUGCAGCCUCAUUUGAUGCAGCAGGAAACUUUCUUAAGUGGCAAAAUUUGGAAGGAGGCAUCUUGCAGCUUUGUCCUGAUACCCAAACUAAAUUGAAUGCAGCUUAUGCAUUUGGAACAACGUACCAACAAAGUUGCAAAAUUUCAGUUUCCAAGAUUUUAUUGGAUUUUGCUAAUCCAAUCUUUUAUGACCUUUUCCUUGAAUAUAAUGGUGACAAUGGACAACAAUAUCUUUUGGCCGUGCCAGUUUUAAACUUGAAUCUUCAAUACAGUGAAAUGUUUGUUAAUCAAGGUAGUAAUAUGAACAACUGGCUUUUGACUCGUCGAUUUUUUUUGGUGGAUACGCUAAGUGGAAAAGAGAAUGACUUGAGAAAACUACCAAGAGUAAUUCGAAUUGCUAGCAAAAUAACAAUAAGUAUUCGUCUGGUGUCCCAUACUCAGAGAGGAGCUAUCUACCCUCCUCUACUUACUAUUGCUUAUACAGAUGUGCUUGUCCAAAACCCUGAAAACCAGAGUGUGAUGGUUUCCUUCUCAGUCAAUUAUGAGAUGAAUCAGUCAGAGGCUCAGGUUCAGACUGAUAUCACGUUGGGUGUGUUGGGUGGUCUUGCAGUGUUAUGGUCCCUUCUCAAGACUGCAGGCUGGAAGAGGCGUACAGGAAGCUCUAUAAUUGACUUGCAGACGGUUUUCAAGUUCUUACUAUUUUAUGCUGGAGACCUUGCCAACGUUUUCUUUGUCAUCACCGUGGGCACAGGGAUUUAUUGGCUUGUGUUCUUCAAAGCGCAGCAGUUUGUCUCUGUCCUUUUACCACUUCCAUCUCAAGAAGAAGAUUUUGUUACAUACAUAGCGUGUGCGUUUAGUUUAAAGGCUCUGCAAUUCUUACAGUUGCUGGUUUCACAGCUUACUAUAGAUAUUUUCUUUAUUGACUGGGAAAGACCUAAGGGCAAAGUUCUUAAAGCAGUUGAAGGUGAAGGUGUUAUUAAAAGUGCUGCUGCACCUGUGAGCAUAUGGAGGACAUAUUUUGUAGCAAAUGAAUGGAAUGAAAUUCAGACAGUGAGGAAGAUAAAUCCCGUCUUUCAAGUGUUUGCAGUUCUUUUUUUCUUGGAG